GCGCUGCCUCGUCCCGCUUCCGGCCGGUCUUCGUUCCGCUUCCGGUCCGACGCUGGCGUCAUUGCUGAGGGUCACAUUGAGCUUCCAGGGACUUCAGGAGCAUCUUUAGGAGUCAGCACUAUGGCAGAGGACAUCAAGACCAAAAUCAAGAACUACCAGACUGCUCCUUUUGACAGCCGCUUCCCCAACCAGAACCAGACGAGGAACUGCUGGCAGAACUACCUGGACUUCCACCGCUGUGAGAAGGCAAUGACUGCUAAAGGGGGUGACGUCUCCGUGUGUGAAUGGUACCGGCGUGUGUACAAAUCCCUCUGCCCCAUAUCCUGGGUGUCAGCCUGGGACGACCGCCGGGCAGAAGGCACGUUUCCUGGGAAGAUCUGAACUGGCUCCACCCCACCUUCUCUGUCCUCCGUCCUUCUCCCCAGGGUGGUGAAGGGAGACCUGGGUACAUAGUGAUCCCCACCCUGGGGUCCUGAAUCAUGGCUUAACUAAUAAUAAAUACUCGUUGGAAGAGUGUAA
Molecule: messenger RNA, 519 nt
Organism: Mesoplodon densirostris (Blainville's beaked whale)
Lineage: Eukaryota; Metazoa; Chordata; Mammalia; Artiodactyla; Ziphiidae
Product: cytochrome c oxidase subunit 6B1
Exons: 4
Coding region: 121-381 (86 amino acids)
Cellular component (GO): mitochondrion; mitochondrial inner membrane; respiratory chain complex IV
Source: RefSeq, a predicted model, not a curated record